AUGGAUGAACAAGUGUGUAAAAUAAUGAAUCCAACCGAUGACAUGGUAAUUGCAUCGGGUGAAACUGAAAUAACGACGGUUGAUAUUAAUCAGAACAAAACAUCGCAUCAUUCAUCUCCAUUACUCGCAUUGUCUUUAGCCGAUUUCGAAUUAGAUGAAAUUGUCGUUAUUUAUUCAUCGAAUGAAAAGAUCGCCGAUCCUGAUCCUGUUGCUGUUGAAUUAAAUUUGGUUCAAAAUGAACUGAUGGUGUUCGGAAGAACAAAGAAAAAUCGUUUGGAACUGGUGAAACAAAUGCAAGAGAAACUUUUUGGAAACGAGCUGACAACCGAACAUGGAUUGACCAUUGGGAUACCCUGGUCAACAAAUCCGACCGGAUUCCUGGAAACGGAAUUGCAUUGGAAUCCGACUAGAAAAAUUCCGUCGGUUGUUGCAAAUUUUAUGAGCGAUCUUUUUAGCUAUGUUCUAUGA
Messenger RNA from Adineta ricciae, 468 nucleotides. NCBI's taxonomy places the organism in Eukaryota, Metazoa, Rotifera, Eurotatoria, Adinetida, Adinetidae. The record is from the annotation of a GenBank genome assembly.